Molecule: messenger RNA, 2238 nt
Organism: Bathycoccus prasinos
Lineage: Eukaryota; Viridiplantae; Chlorophyta; Mamiellophyceae; Mamiellales; Bathycoccaceae
Exons: 1
Coding region: 1-2238 (745 amino acids)
Biological process (GO): terpenoid biosynthetic process; isopentenyl diphosphate biosynthetic process, methylerythritol phosphate pathway
Cellular component (GO): chloroplast
Molecular function (GO): 4-hydroxy-3-methylbut-2-en-1-yl diphosphate synthase activity (ferredoxin); iron ion binding
Source: RefSeq, a predicted model, not a curated record
AUGUCCGCUUUAUCAUCCUCGAUGGUGAGCUCCCGAGUGGUUCUCAGACAAUUUUCCUCCUCCUCUUCUUCUUCUUCUUCUUCAACCCAGUCAACAAGUAGAAAAUCAUCUACUUCUUCUUCUUCAUCGAACAACAGAAGAACGAAAGUUCAAAGAGCCAUCCGCGCUCAAGCUGUUCAGCAACACGAAAUGACGGAAGGAGGCGUUUUGCUUCCCACCGGUUUGUACUGUCCGGACACCACCCAAACGUUCAGACGUAAAACCAGAACUAUCCAAAUCGGUAACGUGAAAGUUGGCUCGGAUCACCCUAUUGUGAAACAAACGAUGACGACUUCGGAUACGAGAGAUGUGGACGCGACGGUGAACGAAAUCAUGCGAUGCGCCGACGCUGGAGCUGAAAUGGUCAGAAUUACCGUUCAAGGUAUGCAAGAAGCGAAAGCGUGCCAAGAAAUUAAGAACAAGUUGUUGCAAAGUGGCUAUACCACUCCCAUCAUAGCCGAUAUCCACUUCGCGCCGAAAGUAGCGAUGACGGUGGCGGAUUGCUUGGACAAGAUUCGAAUCAACCCGGGCAACUUUGCCGAUGGCAGAAAGAAAUUUGAGGAUAUCUUGUACGAAACGGACGAGGAAUACCAAGCGGAAAUUGAUGAGAUUGAAGAGGUCUUCACGCCGUUGGUAUUGAAGUGCAAAGCGAACAACGUCGCCAUGCGUAUCGGUACCAACCACGGAUCUUUGUCUGCGCGUACUUUGUCCAGAUUCGGAGAUACUCCGGCUGGUAUGGUCGAGUCUGCAUUUGAAUUUGCGAGAAUUUGCCGCAAACACGAUUAUCACAACUUUGUGUUUUCGAUGAAAGCCUCGAACCCGUUGGUCAUGGUUCAAGCUUAUCGCUUGUUGUCGUACGAGAUGUACAAGCUUGGAUGGGAUUAUCCGUUGCACUUGGGGGUUACUGAAGCUGGCGAGGGUGAAGAUGGUAGAAUGAAGUCUUCCAUUGGUAUUGGUGCGUUAUUGCUCGAUGGUUUAGGGGAUACAAUUCGUGUUUCGUUGACGGAAGCCUCUGAGUUGGAGAUAGAACCGUGCACGAGAUUGGCGAACCUCGGCAUGAAGGCGUGUGCGGAAAAGUUGGGCGGUGAGGACAAAUUCACCGAAACAAAGAGAGAUUUCCAAUCGUUUGAAAGAUUUAAUGGUGAUUUGCCGGAACAAAAGGCUGACGAAACCAUCGAUUACAGAAACGUCUUACACAGAGACGGUUCGGUAAUCAGCUCAGUCACGGUGGAACAAUUAGAAUCUGAAGAUCAGUUUUACGCCGAGUUGGGUUGCAUGCUCGCCGUUGGUAUGCCGCUCAGAGACAUCGCGACGUCUGAUUCUAUCUUGUUGAGACAAGCCCCGCAAGCUUCUCAAGAAAAGGCCAUGAGAAGUAUCCGAAGAUUGCAAGAGAUUGGCUGCGGCGUUCUCGUCCCGGAAGCCGAGUUGAAGAAGAACCCGGUGCCGAACGCGAUUGCUAUCGUAUCUUUGGCGCAAGCUAUCGCCAAGGAAGCGUUGCCAGAAUGCGCCGAACGGUUUGCCGUCACUUUGAACGGCUCCGAGAGCAACGAAGAUUUAGCAAAAUUGAAGGACAUCGAUGCCAUCAUGCUCUUGAUUCAAACCGAAAAAGGACGGUCGAGAAUCCACUCCUCGAGAAGAAUCUUUGAAGUGUUGCAAGCGAAUGGCGUGAAGAUUCCGGUGAUUCACCACAAGCACAUCGUUGAUGGCGACAAAUCUGACGUCGUUAUCCAGUGUGGUGCUCAAGUUGGUGGCUUGUUGUGCGAUGGUAACGGUGACGGCGUCCUCUUGGAAUACGUCGGAAACGAAAAAAUUCCAUUAAGCUUUUUGAGAACGACUUCGUUCGGUUUGCUCCAAGGCUCGCGCAUGAGAAACACGAAGACGGAAUACGUUUCGUGCCCGUCGUGCGGUCGUACGUUGUUUGACUUGCAAGAAGUCACCGCCCAAAUUGCUGAAAAGACUGGUCACUUGCCGGGUGUCGCUAUUGCCGUCAUGGGCUGCAUCGUGAACGGUCCAGGGGAGAUGGCGGAUGCCGAUUUUGGUUACGUCGGAGGCGCUCCUGGUAAAAUCGAUUUGUACGUCGGGAAGGAAGUCGUCAGAAGAGGUAUCCCGAUGGAAGGCGCGACUGAGGAGUUGAUUGAAUUGAUCAAGGAGCAUGAUCGAUGGGUCGAACCGAAAGAAAAAGCCGCAGUUGCCGCGUAA